UCCUAAUUCCUCCAACUUUUCUUAAAAAAAUUCGGAAUCUAAAGGUAAUCAGAACUCGUCAGCUAUCUAGAUAAUUCUUUGAUUUCCCCGGCAACAGAGUCUUCGGAUACAUAGAAGAAGGAGGAGGAGGAGGAGAGAGAAACAAAGAGAGGAGAGAAAAAAUGUCGUGCUUGUUUUCAUGCUGUGCAUCUCUGGCAUGCGGGUGUUGCACAUCAGUGGCUUCUGGAAUAACAAAUAAGUCAGCUAGGAUCGCAUACUGUGGCCUUUUUGGUGCUUCUCUUGUUGUUUCUUGGAUUCUUCGAGAAGUUGCUUCUCCUUUGUUAGAGAAAUUCCCUUGGAUAAAUAAUGCUGAUCACACAAAGGAGUGGUACCAGACAAGUACAGUUCUUCGGGUCAGCUUGGGGAAUUUCCUAUUUUUCGCAGUGCUUGCCUUGAUUAUGAUUGGUGUCAAGGACCAGAAUGACAAACGUGAUUCCUGGCAUCAUGGAGGAUGGAUGGUGAAGAUGAUUAUCUGGAUUCUACUUAUUGUUCUUAUGUUUUUUAUGCCAAAUGUUGUUGUCGAUAUUUACGGGAUUCUGUCAAAGUUUGGUGCUGGGCUAUUUUUGUUGGUUCAGGUUGUUUUACUGUUGGAUUUCACUUACACAUGGAAUGAUGCGUGGGUUGAGAAAGAUGAGCAGAAAUGGUACGUUGCUUUGCUUGCAGUAUCAGUGGGAUGCUACAUCGCUGCAUUUGCUUUCUCUGGAAUUCUGUUCAUUUGGUUCAACCCCUCUGGUCAAGACUGUGGCCUCAAUGUGUUCUUCAUUGUCAUGACCAUGAUUCUUGCUUUCGCUUUUGCUGUCAUUGCGUUGCAUCCAAAGGUGAAUGGAAGCCUCUUGCCAGCCUCAGUGAUUUCUGUCUACUGUGCCUAUGUGUGCUAUACUGGUCUUUCUAGUGAACCUCGUGACUAUGUUUGCAAUGGCCUACAUAACAAAUCGAAAGCUGUCACCACAAGCACCCUUGUCCUUGGAAUGAUCACUACAGUACUCUCAGUGUUGUAUUCAGCUCUUCGCGCCGGCUCUUCAAAGGCCUUUCUAUCACCCCCAUCAUCUCCAAGGGCAGGUGCGACAAAAUCUCUUCUGAGUUCAGAGGAUACAGAAGCAGGCAGAGACAAAAAGGAUUCAGAACCCCGGCCGGUCAGUUAUUCAUACAUGUUCUUUCAUCUAAUAUUUGCCCUCGCUAGCAUGUACUCUGCCAUGCUUCUCUCGGGGUGGACCAGCUCAACUGACAACUCGGAUCUUAUUGAUAUUGGCUGGGCUUCUGUUUGGGUAAAGAUUUGCACAGAAUGGGUGACUGCAGGACUUUACGUCUGGUCUCUUGUGGCACCUUUACUCUUGCCCGAUCGUGAAUUUUAUUAGAAAAUAUGUGAAUUGUCAUAUGUUCCUAAUUCUUAUAUAGCUUAUGAUGCCUAUUAAUAGUCAUGCUCUCAAACUGUCAUGUCAAUAGUUGUUUGGCAUUUGGAAGUCUGAGUUAGGUAAUUAAGCAUGUACAGGAUAUAUGAAAUAUCUGUGUAAUUACUAAUUAUGAUACCUCUUUUAAAACUUCUCAUGUGCAAGUCUCUCCGUUUGGCAAAAUACUUUGUCCAUGUUGACAAUAUGUAGCGACUUUGGGUAUGAAACAAAGUGAAGAGUGCCAUUUGUUACAAGGAAACUUCUUCUUUUUGUCACA
Molecule: messenger RNA, 1704 nt
Organism: Beta vulgaris subsp. vulgaris (sugar beet)
Lineage: Eukaryota; Viridiplantae; Streptophyta; Magnoliopsida; Caryophyllales; Amaranthaceae
Exons: 6
Coding region: 162-1394 (410 amino acids)
Cellular component (GO): membrane
Source: RefSeq, a predicted model, not a curated record